Dermacentor silvarum is the source of this 7733-nucleotide messenger RNA. RefSeq names its product kinesin-like protein KIF17. Lineage: Eukaryota; Metazoa; Arthropoda; Arachnida; Ixodida; Ixodidae. Gene Ontology annotation, molecular function: microtubule binding; ATP binding; microtubule motor activity. The record is from RefSeq and is a predicted model, not a curated record. The coding region runs from base 60 to 2828 and encodes 922 amino acids. The transcript is spliced from 15 exons. Gene Ontology annotation, biological process: microtubule-based movement.
CUUCCAGGUGUAACUUAAAUUAGCUUAACGUAUAUUUUGUAUUUGUUGUAGCUUUAAGUAUGUCCAGAGCUAGGGUCGGGCUCUCAGUUUUACAUGCAACCAACGAGCACCAUCAUACCUGCGACGCUCUGACCCGUCGUUCUGCUUUCAGGGCAGCCAUGACGCAAGAAAGCGUGAAGGUCGUGGUUCGUUGCAGGCCGAUGAAUACCAAGGAACGGGAACAGAAAUGUCAGAGCGUGGUCCGGAUCGACUGCGUGGCCGGCCAGUGUACGCUAACGAACCCAGCGGACCGGUCGGCCCCGGCCAAGACUUUCUGCUUCGAUGGGGCCUACGACCACAACUCGACCACCGAGCAGAUCUACGACGACAUCGUCUACCCCAUCGUCGAGAGCGUGAGCGAGGGCUACAACGGCACCGUGUUCGCGUACGGCCAAACAGGCUGCGGCAAGUCGUUCUCGAUGCAAGGCACGCCGCGGGUGCCUCAACAGAAGGGCAUCAUCCCUCGCUCCUUCGAACAUGUGUUCGAGGCCAUCGCGGCGGCCGACUCGUCCAAGUACCUGGUGCACGCCUCCUACCUCGAGAUCUACAACGAGGACGUGCGGGACCUGCUGGCCGAGGACACGCGCAAAAGGCUGGACCUCAAGGAACAUCCGGACAAGGGCGUCUACGUGCCCGGCCUGUCUCUCGUGCCGGUGCACGACGUGGCAUCGUGCGAGUCGGUGAUGGAGCGUGGCUGGGGCAACCGCUCGGUGGGAGCGACGCUAAUGAACGCAGACUCGUCGCGUAGCCACUCCAUCUUCACCAUCCAUCUGGAGCAGAUGGAGCUCAACGCCCGCAACAACAUACGGACAGGGAAGCUCAACCUCGUCGAUCUGGCUGGCAGCGAGCGACAGACGAAGACAGGGGCGAGCGGGGAGCGCCUGCGCGAGGCGACCAAGAUCAAUCUGUCGCUGUCGGCGCUGGGCAACGUCAUCUCGGCGCUGGUGGACGGCCGCAGCAAGCACAUCCCGUACCGGGACUCGAAGCUCACGCGGCUGCUGCAGGACUCCCUGGGCGGCAACACGCGCACCCUUAUGCUCGCCUGCAUCUCGCCGGCCGACGUCAACUACGACGAGACGCUGAGCACGCUGCGCUACGCCAGCCGCGCCAAGAACAUCCAGAACCGGCCGUGCGUCAACGAGGACCCCAAGGACGCGCUGCUGCGCGAGUACCGUCAGGAGCUGGAGCGACUCAAGCAGCUGCUCUCCGGGGGAUCGUUCAUGGCGACGCCAUCCGACGCCACACCGGCCGAGGCCGCCUCUUCCACUACUCCCGAAGAACUGCCGGACAGCAACAGCGAAGUCGUAAACCAGCUUAAAAACGACUACGAGGCCCAGAUGACCGAGCUGCGCAAUAAGUACCGCGAGGAACAAGAGAGCCGCGCCAAGCUGAUGAUGGACGUUGAGAAGAUGCGCAGCCAGUUCAAGAUGCAGAUGCAGCAGGUUGAACAGAACCAGAGGGAAAAGGACGCAUCAAACGAGGCGAGUUGGAAACAACGCGAGGUUUACGUGAAUAACAACCAUCUGAAGGUUGACGAGCAGGAGACGGAACGCUGGGCCGAACCAGUCGGAACUCCCGAGAAGCCCGAGAUUCGCGCGCCCAACGCGUCGCCCUGCUUUGGAAACCAAGAGGAUCCAGCGAUCCUGGCCCAGAUGCAAGCAAGGGCUCUAGAAAGGCACACAUCUGUGUUUCCCUUUGCCAUGCUUCCGAAGUUUUUUCCGUGCGUGUUGAAGAAAAUAAAGGAAAGUGUGGUCGCUGCACCAGCGCGGAAUGAUAAGGCAAGCGUCUCCGAGACGCGUGUCGAGUGGCUCGCUUGCCGAUUUUCGCGCAGGCUGCAGGAGUUGCAAGGGAGGAUGCUGGGCGGCGAGAAGAAGCACGACGCCGAGCUGAAGGCGAGGCGCGCCAAGCGGAAAGGCAUCGCAGAGAAGAGGAUCCGCGCAUUGGCAGAGGCCUUGGCCAAGGUUGACGAUGAAGAGCGCACCAUGCUGCCAGAUUACGACGACAUCAACGCGGAGCUCAAGGUCAAGUCCUCGAUGAUCCGAAAGGCGAAGCGAAAGAUCCAGACGCUAGAGCAGGAGGUGUGCGACCUUCAGCGGGAGUUCGAGACUGAGCGCACCGACUACCUGGAGACCAUCCGGCGGCAGGACCAGCAGCUGCGGCUCCUCUCGCAAAUACUGGACAAGGUGCAGCCGUGCAUCCGCCGAGACUCCAACUACGCCGACCUGGAGGCCGUCAAGGCGCAGAGCGUCUGGGACCAGGACGCACAGCGCUGGAGGCUGCCCGAGCUCACCGUGCAGCAGACCAAACUGCCGCCCGCAGCCGGAAUCCAGCCAGGAGCCAGGGUGACCCAGAACACCGGUGACGCGCCGAGCCUUGCCUCCAGCACGUUUGAUGCCAGCUCCCAGAGGAAUAGGCCGAGCUUUGGAAGUGACUUCGUGAACAGCAUCUUGAAGAAGCCACAUCGACAGGAAGAAUUGCUCAACGGCAUGCCAGAGGCGCCGAGCAACGGCGUCCGGGCCGCAGCGGCGCUUGGCGGCCUGGUGCGCGCUGGUCAGCUGGCCGCGAAGCUUCACCGGGGUGCUGCCGCCGAGAUUCGCGCCUCCCGCUCACUGCCUACGACGGGCGUCGGCAAACAGUACGCCUGGGGCAUGGUGGGCAACGACAACGGGGAGGGCGCUCUUCAGCGCCGGCCGCUCCAGCUGGAGUCUCUCGACCUCGAUAACCUGCGCCGGCAGCCGCGUACGGCGGACAGACUGGCGGCCGCCGAGCUGCUCGAGUGGCCCACAUGACAAUGGCGCAGCCCGCCGCCGCCACCACCGCGGGAGCGACCGUUGGCGCGGCUGCCGCCCAUUGGGGCGGCCGAUGAAGUCGGCGUCGAAUAGGUGUCGGAAUCUAAGUUGGAACCUAACUCUGAGUCGAUGACAGCGAGGCGCGAAGGGAUAAGCGGGAGAAGUUAACCUGCUGUUUGUUAACGAGAAUACCCGGGCUAGGUUAUGGUUAAGAAAGCGGCUUGAGGAAGUUCCAAGCGUCUAAACAGAAGGGCGAAGAGUAGAAGGAAAGACUCUGCGCUAUGUGUAGUCUAUUCUACUCUUAGUCUCGGUCUUCCGGCGCUGUGAAGCUUUUGGCGGUUAAGUAUAUGAGGCAAGGAGCAAGGAAGACGACGCAAAGUACACCUGCGCUUGCAGGUGUGCAAGGGUGUUUAGUGUCCAGAGGGCUUCUGCAUGGGUCACUAUAACAAGAAUGAGCUUAAAACGCAUGACCUGUGCUUUAUCUUUAAGUUGCCACGUAAGACACCUUCCAUAUGUUUGAGUGAAAUAUGCCUGCUGCCGUGUGACCAUUUUCCUUGGAAUGGAGAGAGAGAAGUGAGUAAAGAAAUCGAGUAAGGGGGUUUAGUCCGGCGUCGGAUUAGCUUUUAGUGCUAUUCUCAAAGGAGCGCUGGUACUCUUCCCGGAUGGAGGGCGCCAGGCUGAGCCACUCUUUAGAUAAGUGCGAGUACACAGCUUGCACGAAGGAUGAAAGGUGUCGUUUAUGGAAUGUGGGAGAACGGAGGGCUGCACCAGGAGCACCACGUGAGUGAGACGCUUCUGCAUAAACGGCAGUCUGCUAUCCAUCUGCUGCGGACACGACGUGUGUUACGAUGCUCUUUUGGUGUUCCGCUACCGAAGCGACAUAGCAAUGUUUCUCCCGUGCUGUGUUGUGCUGAAAUUGUGGUUGCACAUGUUCGCAGACUUGCAAGUCACGCCUAUUUUUAUUCUACCGAGCACCUUUGUGCUAAAGCCACCCUCAGACGUAACCCGAAACAAUCUUGUCAUAUCUUUAGCGGCCCAAGUAUGACAAUCGCUGGCUCUAAAGAUCAAACAAUGAAGGCCUCGGAAAUCAUCAGGAUCCGCAAGAACAGGGUGAUGUUUAAGGGGUGUUUGGGUAAACUUUGACGGAGGCUGUACACGUUCAUUAAUUAUAAGCUCUGUGCAUGUAUAUAUGCUGCCGGAAAUCCACACGGUCGGCGGCUAUAUAUAUAUAUAUAUAUAUAUAUAUAUAUAUAUAUAUAUAUAUAUAUGGUCUACUUUAUGGCUUCGUUCGCUGAGCCAAGCCGGCACAGAGCUGUUAUCUUUGGGUUGAACUGGCCUGCGCUUCUUUUACUCACAGUAGCCCUGAUGAAUGGAAACGAAGCUUCUAGGAAAUGCUGCCGAGAACAUUUGAAAGUUUUGAGUGGCCGCUGAAGUGUCUUGCAAUGCAUUUGAACUCGAAUUGUUUUCGUCUGCCCGAGGAUAUGCGACUGACAAUCGGUGGGCAAUUGUGUGUGGGCCAUUAUUACAUGUAGGAGUGCCGUGCUGCCGUGUUUAGCGUAUAACAAGGAUUUUAUCUUUCGGCAUCUUGCUGACAGAUGCGUUGCAGUAGCUUAUUUCUUGGCUGUUGGCCAGGAGAUUCUGGACUGCUAGUUCGAGGUCCACAGAUCUCGCGCAGCUGAAUUUUUUGUACAUAUAUGUUAGUUUUGUUCAGAAAUGCAUCGUCAAGUGCUCGAGUUGUCAUUGUCGUUUUCAUCUGUCGUAUAUAAAUGUUUCAACAUUGAAGCUAUAGUUUACUCUGGAAUGUUGUCAGCUUUGAUUGCUGCUUUGCCUGUCCAAAUUUGCUGUGCGCGAGGCAAGGUGCAAAUUAGCCUGAUAUUUUAUCUAUUUCUUCGUGGUAUCUUAAUACGGGCUUUAUCGUUGAUUGGUUUACGCCGCAGAAACUGAAUGAAAGUGUUGAGUAAACAAAAUGGCCUUGUUCUCUCGAACGAAGCGUCUCCAACUCUUGCGUCUAUAGCUCCAUGUAUGUAUUUACUUGAUUGCUGGUUUUUGGGUGAUUGCUUGUUUUCUUGAAGUGCUUUACGCCUACCGUCUUUUCCAUCACCCACUUUUGCGGUAGGUGACACUAUCACUAGGUAAAGUAAGAUAUAUUGAGAGACCUUGGCAAAGAGUGCCUUCUUUGACUUGUAAGCCGAAGUUUAUAAGCCAAGUGAAUGUGCUGCUAGUGCGUAACCGUACAAUUGAAUGCUUUUAGCCCUUGAAGGAAACAAAUAGUUUGGUAUUUGCGUACCCAUCAACAAGGCUUUCUCUGUGCUUGGCAUGUACUGGUUGUAGUAGGCAGUGAUCGUACUGCAGUAGAACUCAGCAUCCCUAUGCAGUGUUUGCCAUGCACAAUUGUCUGUCUGUACUUAGGCAUACCGCCUGCGCCUACAGAGACUACAGUGGCUGCGUAGCAUAAUUUAUCCCAUAGCUUAACCGAAUUCAUUCGCUGCCCCCCUGGCAUACAAGACACUAAGAUGCAGACGUUUCGCUCUUUCUUGUCUAAAUCCGAAUAUGAAGUUGAAAAGGGUAUAUAGAUAUAAUCCACUAAUUGCCAGCAAACUAUUUCGUGCGGAAGAUGCUACAGGUGCGGUAUGAGCAACGAAGAACUUUCAGCAGAUGAAAUCAAAGUUUACACUUUUCUUAGUUCAAAAAAGAAAAAAAAAAUACUGCCCAUUGAAGACGGAGUUAAAGGGCAACAAACUCAAAGAAAUGAAGUUUUCUAUGUUGCAGAGCUUAUAACUGUGCGGCCACGUAACCUAAGAAUGUUGUUGGACUUCUUGUACUGCCUCGCAAGCUUAGUUGCGUAUUCAGGCUUUGGGUGGUGUAUGUUUAUGCCUAUGUGGCUCAUCGAUGCUCUAAACUUGAACGGGCGAAGUGGCCACCGAUGUUACGAAUACAAGCAGCAGCCCGACAAGAACUGUUCGAACUGUUUUCGCGCGGAAGUAACUUACCGUCUUUGUGUCAGGAAUUUAUCCUGCGCGCACUGGUAAACGCGGCGGUCUCGCCAGGUACCAUCUGUCUCAAACGUUCGCAGGCCCCAGCGCUCGUGGUUUCAGCAGCGGCGCCCGCGUUCAGGUCGCCAGUGCUUACCUUGGGCCGACGACAGUGACGCCAUUUUCAGUGCGCGCUGUUUUGCUUAACGAGCGGGUGAGGGCGCAGUGAAAGGAAAUUGUAUGAAAAUGUUCCAAACGCAUUGGCAAUGCUCCCGGUUUCUCAUGCCUUGCGCCAUUAUAGCAUGUCACCGGUGUUUGCUCUGUAUGUACAUUUUUGUAAAAUAAGAAAGAAAAAAGAAUUGGUGAUGGGAUGGCCUUCCAAGAGUUGAAGAUUUGCUUGAGAGUCGGUGGCCUUGAAAAAUUUAUCCUAGAAAACCUUGUUACAUGUCACCAUCAUCAUCAUCCUAAUCGCGUACACUGCUGAACAAAGACCUGUCCUGGAGACCUCAAAUUAACCUUGUUCUACGCAAGACCCGUAAAUUUCCGAAUGUCACCUCCCAGUCUAAUUUUUGAUGAUUUGACUCAUCCGUUUGGCAUGCGUUAUGUUAGUUUAAUGAACCACCGGCUAUCCGUCGCACAUUACAUGAUCUGUCCUGCUCCUUUUUGCUCAGUAACAAUACAGAAUUUGGCUUCUUCACAUUUGCGAGAUUCCGACUUCAUUCUAAUGACAGCGUCAUUAAUACCUAAAUUUUAGGGAUUCCUGUGUAUCCAUAAAACUGGUGAAAAUCAGCCUGUAAGUUGCCCUUUUUGGUUAAAGCAAGCGCUACAUUUCUAAUCUUUUUUUUUUAUAUUCUAAAGGUACUUUUGCUGAGUCAUGCUAUUUUCAAGACAUUCUAGAAACCAAGAAAAAUGGAUCUGUCGUGGACAAAGGACAAACAAAAGAUGGGGAGUGUGCCUAAAUGUACAUUUUGGUGCUUAAUCGAGCGUAACUUUCACUUUCUGAGAAGGUCCCAAUAUAUAUAGAUCAGAUGAACAUUUAACAGCAGACAUAAUUGGCACCGUCUUCAGUAAGUCGGUACCGUCUUCAGUAAUAAUUGCUCGGACCACGCCGAUUUUACUAUUUGUUUUCCUGUAACAUGCAUCAUUGAGAAAGAUGGCGUUCGUGCUCAGUGACCAUCGCAUAUGCAGCGCCAACCAUGUGUUACAGUGAAAGUGUUGUAGAUUGAGGCCGGUGAACGGUUAUAUCCCCGAUUUGCUAGUGUACUGGCCUGCGAACAUUUAAUACGGAUGAGACAUGGUCUUACGACAACCGAUGUCGUUCAUUUCGUCCUUUGUACGCUCGUUGCGUGCAACAUUUGCGACGCGCAGUUUAUGCUCAAUGAUCAUCGUUGAAACGACCUGUAUGGUGAUCUACUUGUGGCUUGCGGUGCAUGAGUACCAAGAUCUGCAUAAUGGCCCGUUGUGUUGAUGUGCCUGUUGAACACUUCAGAGACUACGUUUUGUUCGUUACGCAAGCACUAGUUAUGUAAAAAAAAAAAAGAAGUUUCAAGCACUUGUUUGAAAUGUCGGCAUUAGUUCCCGAUUAUAUUGUCUCACGAUUUCAAAAGCUGUACCCGCCAGUAUCGGAUUGCACGGGCGCUCAAUAUUGUACUCUUGUUGACCAUCUCAUUACGACUCAUAUUGUGGACAAAACUGAUCCGCGUAUAUCGACAUCUAAACAUUUAUCAGGAUGAAAGAUGUCUAAGUUGCUUGUGACCUCUCAGAAAAUAGUUUCUUACAUAGCCUCCUAUAUUGCAGGCGUAACACCGCGCCUCUGAAGUACGAUGUGCCAAAUCCCAAUGUCUAGUCUUAUAAACUGAUGUCACGUGUUGUUUGAAAAAGCAUGAAUGUGUGCAAACUGCUUCUUUCUUGACAAGAAAAUAAAUAGUUCUCU